Molecule: messenger RNA, 795 nt
Organism: Suillus fuscotomentosus
Lineage: Eukaryota; Fungi; Basidiomycota; Agaricomycetes; Boletales; Suillaceae
Exons: 2
Coding region: 1-795 (264 amino acids)
Source: RefSeq, a predicted model, not a curated record
AUGGCGUCUGUGUGCUCAUUUCAUGGCAUCAUUGGCAUUCAAAAUGCUGUUCCCUACGCAUUGGAGGCCAGGAAACACUUUUGGAAAAUGGAUGGAUUUGUGCCUCUCUCUCUUGACAUAGAGGAUGAUCUUGCAGAUCUCGCUGUGUCUGUCUUCAUCUUCGGUGGAACCACUGCGCCACCUGAAGAUGGAAUUUACUUCAUCAACGCUCGCGUAAUUACCAGCACAAUAGAUGAACAUGUCUCUCUCGAGCUUUACUGUGUGGAUGAGAUGCAACCAACUGACAGUGGAAGGACUCUUCCUACCAUCAUUGUCGUCGGCAAGGUUUCAAGAGGCUCUUCUGAACUUGUUGAGAGCAGUAGGAACUGGUGUCUUUGUGAGGCGAGGAUGAUCCUCAGGAUAGAAGCAGCGGAUGCGCGCGAGUUGUUGUGGCAUGAUACCGUACUGCAUGAUGUCCAUGUCGAAAGCACGACUGAGAAACAUAUCAUUGUUCAAGGCUGUAUCUCUGAGCUCCUUCACAACCGCUGCGUCGUGCGUGUUCACGAUAUCACUCUUGGACCUUCCAGUGGUGUCAUCGAGAAGCGCAGACACGCAGAUGCAGUUCCUCCUGCCAAGUUAAAAAGCUUCAAUUGGAGCGGAGGUGGAAAGGGUAAGGGGAAGCGAGCAUCUCAUACUGAUUCAGAUGUUGAUUUAGAUCUAUCACCUCGGCACAAUGACAAAGCUCACAAGCUUGAUGCUUCGGAGGACAUAGGCGAGGGACCAAGCAAGAAAAAGUUUUGUCUUCCAAAUCAGUGA